AUGGGUCGGCUGGGGAAACGACAACGACGGCGCUCGUCGCCAUGGCCGGAGCUCCCGGCGGAUCUCGGAGGCCUCAUCCUGCACCUGCUGCAGUGCCACAUCGACCGCCUCCGCUUCGGGAGCGUCUGUCGCCAAUGGCGCUUGGUCGAGCGGCAGCAGCGGCGCGACCUGCCGCCGCCGCUUCCCCUCAUAUGGCUGGGAGGCCAGACCUUCCAAAUCCCUGCCGGCGGCGAGCUCCGCCGCUUCCGCACAGAUGGCGUCGACGUGCUGCGCCGCGUGUCCUCCCUCUGCCACGGCCGCUUCGACGGCUGGCUCCUGUCCCACCGGCAUGGCGACGACUUCUCCAAGUGCUUCCUGGUCAACCCUCUCACCGGAGCCACCAUUGAGAUGCCGCUCCGGCUUGACGACGGCACAAAGAUCGACAGAUUCCCCAUGCGCAAGAUCAUCGUGUGCUCGCCCGACCUCGUCGCCGCCCUCCUCUGGGUCUGGGGCAGCUCCGUCGCGUUCUACCGGCCCGUCGCCCCUUCAUGGUCGGCCUGUCGUCCGUCGGACGGCCGUGGAAGAGGCGUGUGCGUCGACAUCGCCGUGCACCGUGGGAAGCUCUAUGCCCUCAACGACGAUGAUGGGCUCUUCGUUCACGAGGUCAGCGCCGCCGCCGCCGGCGUGCCGAAGGCAUCCCGCGUCGUGGAGCAUGCCAUCACGCCACAGCCUCCCGCGGCGGCGGCGAAUAAUCCAGCAGGGCUUCUCCAGACGCGGCGCUACCUCGUCGCAUCCAGCACGGGCAGUAAGCUGCUCAUGGUGAAGUGGAUGAUUCCUUCGCGUCGUCAUCCUGACAACCCUACCGACGGGGUCGCGCUGAAGGUAUUUGAGGCGGAUUUGGAGGAGGGUCGGUGGACGGAGGUGAGCAGCUUGGACAAUGGCGAAGCUCUCUUCGUCGGCGGGUGUUGCUCCAAGGCUGUUAGGUUGACGGGCAGUGAUCGGAGGUUUCAGGAGAACUGUGUUUACAUUAUAGGCCAUGAUUUUUUCGGAUAUUGCUAUGAUGCCAUGCCAAGCUAUGCUUCCUAUGACCUAGGGAGUGGCACUGUCAGUCAGGUUGUCCUGGACAGAAUGCCGGUUAUCUGGUCUGCCUUGAUGAUGGGAUGGUUCUUCCCACAAGAGCAAGUUUAA
Messenger RNA from Panicum virgatum (switchgrass), 1167 nucleotides. RefSeq lists its product as uncharacterized. Lineage: Eukaryota; Viridiplantae; Streptophyta; Magnoliopsida; Poales; Poaceae. The transcript has a single exon. Bases 1 to 1167 code for a protein of 388 amino acids. The record is from RefSeq and is a predicted model, not a curated record. Gene Ontology annotation, molecular function: protein binding.